AAACUCAGGUCAAAGAGCAGGCAUUUGCUCAGCAUAUCAAGAGCAAGAAGCAUUUAAUCCCCAACGCUACUCUGUGGGAUUUGGAACACAGCUGGGACAUCACCAAGAUGGAUGCUCAGCUCAGAGGAGGUCUCAGGAAGAUGCCAGAAAUGCUGCCCCAUAGAAGUGCCCUUCUGGCUCUGCUCUUGAUUGCUGCCAUUCUGCCACUCGCAUGCUCCUAUGUUCUUAUUCAUCACACUAGCUCAGGAGGGCAAUGCCAAGAGUCUUGUGAGUAUCGUGGUUACAGUUACACUUGGUGCAAGCAACUAGGAGGCAAGAAGGCGGCCUGGGAUUACUGCUCCUCAAAACCAGGUUUGGAGGCCUCUGGAAAACGUUGUGCAACUCCCUGCGAGCUCUGGGGUGCUUCUUACCAUAGCUGCUAUUUGCAGGAUGGUAAUUGGGGCUACUGUGGACUAAUUACCAGAUGGGAUCACGCCAAAUAUUCCCAAGAGAACAAGCUGUGUAUCAGCCAGUGCCGAGCAACCCAGGGAACUUUCCAGUGCAAUACACUUGACGGCAUUGAACCCUGCGCCCCCUUCCCUGAUGUGACCACCAGAGGCCUCCCCUGCCACAACAACUACCGAUGUGCCCGUUAUGGGCACAGUGGAUACCGGUGCCAUACUGACAAAGACGAGGACAGCUGGGCAUACUGUGGGAGGAGGAGCCUGGAUGAAUGUGUGUGGAUUUCCCACCAGACCAAUGCUACCCAAGGAGAGUUCUGCAUCCUUAGUUAUGCCCAAGGAGGAGACGACAAUAUCACUUUCCGCCGAGAGAGGCAAGACAAAUUGAUCCAUCCUGCCAAAGAGCAGUUCCAAAAUGCUACCUACCUUAUUGAUAGCAUUACCUCCAGCAUCAGCAUCCCUGACUCUUGGGCCCUGGGCUCAGUGCAUCUACACAAGCAGGAAGAAAUCUUCUGUAAGGGUAUCAACUACACCAACUUGGUGCUGCAAAUAAGCAAAUCCACAGAGUUCUAUUUGCCUAUCGCUCGGGUCCUCUUCCCAAAGACCCUGGAUGCUGAUGAGUUCCUGCGCUUAGCACUGUACACUAGUCUCCACAGUGCCUUUUACCCACCUGCUUACGCCAUUGUUGUAUCUCUUAAUGAACCAAUGUUGUGUUCUAUUAACACCUAUGACAUGAAGAACUAAUUCAACCUGCUCCUUGCUUGACAUUGUCUAAUUUUAUGUUGCUGACUUCCCACAUUAACACUUAUUUAGUCUCCACACUAUCACUGCCCAUCAUUUCACUGCAAAGAUGCAAAUACUAUGAUUGUUCAUAUUGUGUAAAACACUGAAUCAAACAGAGUCCCUUCCUAAAAGCAUUCUAUCCUGAAACAGCAUUCAGAGAGCUGCCUAUUGCCAGUAGUUGUCUUUGUACACAGAGAGAUCAUAAUCAUUCAUGCACGGUUGGAAUGUGACUGAUUCUGCUUGUGCACUGUUUGUACUAAUCUCUCUCCAUAUGAGGUUAUAUUUUUGAAUUAAUUAUCUCCCCUUGGUACAGAUGACAUUUCAAAUAAAGGGAAAACUUCUUGUGAUUA
Messenger RNA from Mauremys mutica (yellowpond turtle), 1573 nucleotides. RefSeq lists its product as uncharacterized. The transcript has 2 exons. The record is from RefSeq and is a predicted model, not a curated record. NCBI's taxonomy places the organism in Eukaryota, Metazoa, Chordata, Testudines, Geoemydidae. The coding region runs from base 108 to 1184 and encodes 358 amino acids.